Messenger RNA from Megalops cyprinoides (Indo-Pacific tarpon), 1068 nucleotides. RefSeq lists its product as uncharacterized. Lineage: Eukaryota; Metazoa; Chordata; Actinopteri; Elopiformes; Megalopidae. The transcript is spliced from 5 exons. The record is from RefSeq and is a predicted model, not a curated record. The coding region runs from base 1 to 1068 and encodes 355 amino acids. Gene Ontology annotation, molecular function: DNA binding; POU domain binding.
AUGCAGCAGGUCACCUCGCUCACCAUCUCAUUGACAUCUUCUCAGGAUGUGGCAGUGCUGAACUGGCCUGGCUCUUCCGGGAGUGCCUGCCCUGGGGUUCCCACCUCCAGCCUGCCCCAUAACCGACUCUCCCAGCCCCAAACUCAGCCAAACCUGAGCGACGGGUUCUGCCCCCUAAAGGGUAACAGCUACACACGCUUGCCAGUGACACGGGAUAAAUCUAAUGAGUGCCAUGUUUCUGCAGAGUACUCCAAAAGAGUCUAUCAGGGUGUCAGAGUCAAGCAUACGGUCAAAGACCUUCUAGCGGAGAAGAGAUCCAGACAGACCAACGUGCCCAGAUACAGUGGAGGAACAAGCCCUUCUCAGCCUGCCUUUGUCCAGAUGCCAGGAUCCCAUGUGCUUCCUGGGUAUUACGGCAUGAGGAGGCCCUUCAUACCCGACUCCGACCUCUGCCACCCCAGCAAGCAGUUCCCAGCUGAGGUCUACCCCCCCUCGCUGGGGGGAAAACCCCUCUCCUGUGACCCCUCCUCCAUGACUGGCUACUCCUCCCUGAUUGAUAGCUACUACCCAGAAUCCUUUGGAGACUACCGCAGUGCGGCCUUCUCCUCCGGAGGCAGCUCCCUCUUCCCCUCCUCUGCCCUAUCCUCCCUGCUGCCUCCCUUCCCCGGAGACUCUCACUUCCUCCUGAGAGACACGUGGGACCAGCCUGGAACAGACUCUGUGGGCCAGGGGGAGGCGCUGUGCUCUGACAGCCUCGUCCCUGUGGCCAGCGUGGAGUCAGGGAGCCCCUCCCCCUACAGGACGUCCAGCCGGCCACCCGCCCUCUCCUCUCAGAGCUACUCCCUCCACUCCCUGGACGAGGUGCACUACUCCAACCCUUACCCCACCCCCUCCAGCUAUGCCUGCCCGACCUACAUGACUGCCCCCCACGAUCUGCCCUCCAAAUUACCCUCUCUCUCCAUGGAGGACUCCGACAGCACCUCCACCCCGCUCACUGACACCUCCUCCUGGCCCAAGGACGAGGGCUCUGGCCCUUGGUCAGCAUAUGAGAUUCGGAGGAGCUAUUGA